This is a messenger RNA of Psylliodes chrysocephalus, 936 nucleotides long. NCBI's taxonomy places the organism in Eukaryota, Metazoa, Arthropoda, Insecta, Coleoptera, Chrysomelidae. The record is from the annotation of a GenBank genome assembly.
CGCUGUCGUAAAUUUUUAAUUACGGCUUGUCUGGAAAUGAAGAAACGUUAUAAUUUUGAAGAUCCCGUCUUAAGUAAGCUUUCCAUUUUAAAUAUCCAGAAUAUAAAAAAAGGCAAUGAUGAUACACUUUUACCGCUAAUAACAUCUUUACCACAAAUUUGUGACCCCCAAAACACCACGCAACUACAAAAAAUUGACGACCAGUGGAGAAAAUUAAAACACUUUGAGGAUUUACCGGAAUCCACGGAAAUCGAUGAGUUUUUUCAUAAACUAAGUCAAGCAACAGACUAUAAUGGAGAACUUAUAUUUCCAGAUUUGUGUAAUUUUGUUUUAAGUGUUCUCUCACUACCACAUUCAAGUGCCAGUUGGGAAAGACAAUUUUCAAAGGUAAAUUUAAUAAAAACCAAAUUAAGAAACAGAUUAAUAACUAAUACGGUAAAUGGACAUAUGUUAUCGUCUCAGCAGGUCCAUCUAGAACAAGACUGUUUGAAUUUUAAACCCAGUGACAAAAUUUUAAGAAGCAUGACGGACUUAAGAGCCUUCAGAAAAUCGCUUAUUGAGAAAGAGCUACAAAGCAUCGCGGACAACUUGUCUGAUUUUGACGACGAUAUUGUUGACUUUGAGAGUAAAAGUGAAGGAAAAGAAGAAGCCGUUGAAGUAGAUUGCUACAACAGUGAGUCGGGGCAGUCCGCUGAUGAGUUUUGCGAAGAAAUCGAUUUAUUUGUUGGUCCAAAUGAAAAUGAGCGUUUUUAUAUUGGAAAAAAUGAAGAGACGAUUUGGAAAAACACUCCUGUGAAUCAAGGAAAGCAAGUAAAUGUUGAAGAACUUUGGGCUAAAGAUGGAACUAGAAUGAUGCUGCUAAGAGAUGAUGCUGCUAAAAGCGUCAUCCAGUUACAAAAUAUUUUUGUUUCUUCUUCGUGCCCUUCGUUUCGAUAA